AUGGAUACCUUACUCACCGCGGAAAUCGUGGCCAACUCGCCGCAAUUCCGGCGCAAGUCUUCAAUCUUCGUCGAUGCGAUUCACGAUCUGCCUGAAAAGGCCGACCUUGCCCCAGCUCAGCUGUACAGCACUGAGUCCGGCCGACUUUUCCACUCCGGUCGAAUCGUGAUCAUCACAGUAGGGCUACCCGCAAGAGGAAAGACGCAUAUGUCUGUGGCCCUGGCACGGUAUCUAAGAUGGCUUGGAGUCAAAACCAGGAUAUUCCAUCUCGGCGAUUACCGCCGUGCUACUAUCCCUUUUGGUGAGGAUAUGCCUGAUGAUUAUUUCUAUGUGAAUGCCACCGCUUCUUCCGUUCUCCUACGCCAGAAAAUCGUGCGAAAAUGCCGAGAAGACAUCUACCACUUUUUGAACCACGAAAACGGCCAAAUUGCCAUUUAUGAUGCUGUGAACCCUCUCGCUUCGGGACGGCGCUCGCUUGCCAAAGAAUUUGCAAAACACGACAUCGAGACGCUUUUCAUCGAGUCAUGGUGUGACGACGAGAAGAUUAUUGAGGAGAAUGUCCGUCGAGUUAAGAUUUCGUCCCCCGAUUACGUUUCAUGGACUCCGGAGGAUGCUGUUAAGCAUUACCUCACUCGCAUAUCAUCGCGCAUUCCUCAAUUCCAAACUAUGGAGGAGAAGGAUUUGAACUACAUCAAGAUGAUGAAUGCUGGCGAGAGACUCAUUGUGAAUAACCGAAGCUUUGGAUAUUUGUCCAAUCGGAUCGUCUUCUAUCUUUUGAACCUUCACAUCAAAUCCAGGAGAACUUAUUUUGCACGGGCUGGUGUUUCGCUUGAUGCAGACUCGUACAAAGCGGAUGCCUCCCUGUCCGACCAAGGGGAGGAUUAUGCUAAAAAGAUGACUGAAUGCUUGAUGGCCCACCGAGAAUCAGAGAAACAAGCGAUGAUCGAUCGAGGCGAAUCGGGUUACGAACUCCGACCUUUGAAAGUUUGGACAUCAACCAGGCGCCGAACUGUGGAAACUGCGAGAUACCUCUAUGAGAGGGGCUACAAAGUUCGACAACGGUCCCAGAUGAGCCAGCUCAACCCAGGGGUCUGCGAGAAAAUGUCAGAGAACAAGAUUCGGGCCGAGUUCGCCGAUGAAGUUGCGAAGCAUGAGCUGGAUCCUUACCACCAUCGCUACCCCCGUGCAGAGUCCUACCAUGACUUGGCUGUCCGCCUUGAACCGAUUAUUCUCGAACUCGAGCGAGAAGAUAAUGACUUGCUCAUUAUUGCUCACGAAAGUGUACUGCGCGUCUUAUAUGGCUAUCUCAUGGCCUGUAAUGCUGCCGAUAUUCCUUUCCUUGAGUUCCCUCGUGAUGAAAUAAUUGAGAUCAUUCCCGAAAGCUACCAAAACGAGGCAAGCCGAAUUCAUAUCCCGGACCUUCCAGAAGAGAUCAUACCCGCAUCGCCUGAGGAUUUGAAGAUCCCAGUGCCCCCAAGCGGCAUGGUGUCUCCUAUCCAGGGCCUAGGAAGCCCACCAGAUGGCCAGGGAACGCCCCAGAGUGGUUUCCGUACUCCGAGUGGAAUUCGUACCCCUCGCGAGCCUGAAAGGAUCUCCCAGCAGCAUGUUGAAGAUGUUGUGUAG
Penicillium waksmanii is the source of this 1623-nucleotide messenger RNA. RefSeq names its product bifunctional fructose-2,6-bisphosphate 2-phosphatase/6-phosphofructo-2-kinase. Gene Ontology annotation, cellular component: cytosol. Gene Ontology annotation, biological process: fructose 2,6-bisphosphate metabolic process; fructose metabolic process. The transcript has 10 exons. Lineage: Eukaryota; Fungi; Ascomycota; Eurotiomycetes; Eurotiales; Aspergillaceae. Gene Ontology annotation, molecular function: 6-phosphofructo-2-kinase activity; ATP binding; fructose-2,6-bisphosphate 2-phosphatase activity. The record is from RefSeq and is a predicted model, not a curated record. Bases 1 to 1623 code for a protein of 540 amino acids.